Molecule: messenger RNA, 1014 nt
Organism: Mycetomoellerius zeteki
Lineage: Eukaryota; Metazoa; Arthropoda; Insecta; Hymenoptera; Formicidae
Exons: 1
Coding region: 1-1014 (337 amino acids)
Source: RefSeq, a predicted model, not a curated record
AUGGCUUUAGAAAAACGUCUCAUAGCCCAGCCCGACAUGUACAGCGAGUACAAGAAAUUUAUGCAGGAAUAUCAAGACUUGAAGCACAUGCAAGAAGUUACCAACUAUUUGGGGCCCGACUCAACUAAUCAAGCAUUCUAUCUUCCUCAUCAUGCCGUCCAAAAUGAAACAAGCAUCACUACCAAAUUUAGAGUCGUGUUCGAUGGCUCAUGCAAGAGCACCACUGGUAUAUCAUUGAACGACGCAUUAAUGGUCGGUCCCACUGUGCAAGAAGAUCUCUUUUCUAUUUUAGUGAGAUUCCGCACAUUUCCUAUCGCCCUCACGGCGGAUGUAAGCAAAAUGUAUCGGCAAGUAUUGAUAGAUCCAACUCAAACUGCCCUGCAGCGCAUCUUGUGGCGGGACUCAGCAGACGAACCUAUCAAAACGUUCGAGUUAGUUACCGUAACAUACGGUACAUCUGUUGCAUCGUUCCUAGCAAUCAGAGCUAUGAGGAAACUUGCCGAAGACUAUUCAAAACAAUAUCCGAUUGCAUCAAAAAUCGCGUUAAGAGACUUCUAUGUCGAUGAUUUGGUCACAGGAGCAAAUACCGAAGAGGAAGCAAUCUCAAUCAAGGAAGAAAUCACUCAACUAUUGCAAGAAGGAAAGUUCGAGUUGAGGAAAUGGGCAUCCAAUGCAUCAUUCCUCCAAGAUGAGCAAUCUAUGGAAGAGGACAGAGAAUUCAUUUUAGCAUCGGACAAAAAAUCCGUGAGACGCACAUUGGGUAUCACUUGGAACUGUCAGUCCGACACAUUCAAAAUCACCAGUAUCGUUCAUUUACCAUCGAUAGAAAGGCCUACAAAAAGAAGCAUCUUAUCACGAAUUGCUUUAAUUUUCGAUCCACUCGGAUUACUAGGUCCAAUCACAGUGACAGCAAAAAUUAUAAUCCAAGAUCUCUGGCGUCUGAAGCUUGAUUGGGAUGAAUCUAUUCCUCUCGAGUUAAACACCAAAUGGAAACGAUACGAAACGGAGCUAUAA